AUGGCUACCGCGGACUCAUUGAUUGCGAGUCUUCAGGAUAUCCACGGGGAGACCUUUACAGAUAAGGCGGAGAGGGUACGGGCCAGAGAUGCGUUGUACGAUGCUUUGAGAAAAGUUCAGACGCCGUGGGAUAUUGCGUGGGACCACAUCGUUGUCAAGGGCGGCGGGAACGCGGCUAUCAAGACACUCAUCGACGCCGGCGUAUUCAGAAAGUGGCAUGAGGCCGGCGGCGGGCCGAUCACUUGUACCGACCUCUCAAGGUUGACCGGUGCCGACGAGCAUCUCAUCAGGCGCAUGAUGAGGGCGAUAGCGGGCCAACGCCUCGUCAUCGAGACAGACCUCGACACUUACGCCCGCACGCCCUGGGCUCAGGCCCUCGGCGAGGACGCGCCCCUGCCCGCCAUGUACGGCGGCUUCUACGGCGAGCUGACGAACCCCAUGUUCCGCUCGCUGCCGUACUUCCUCAAGGAGAACGGGUACAAGAACCCAACGGACAAGAACGACUGCAACUUCCAGCACUGGCGGGGCCCCGACGCCGUCUUCUUCAAGUACGUCGGCACGAACCCGCUCCUCACGUCCGACUUCAACGACGUCAUGGAGUGUCACUCGCGUGAUAACCUCACGGCGUGGACGGAGGUGUAUCCCACGGAGAAGAUCAUCGAGGGCGCGAUCCCGGAGCGGCCGCUGGUCGUCGAUAUCGGCGGCGGUAAGGGCCACGACCUGAAGAAAUUCCACGUCCGGCACCCGCAGGUCCCCGCGCGGCAUCUCAUCCUGCAGGACUUGCCUGAUUUUCUCAAAGACGUACAGUCCGACGCGGCCUUUACGAUACAGCCGCACGACUUUUUCACGCCGCAGCCGCUGCGCGGGGCGCGGGCGUACUUUUUGCACAACGUGCUGCACGACUGGCCCGACGCCACGGCCGUGGUGAUUCUGAAGAACAUUGCGGGUUCCAUGGAGAGGGGUUACUCGAGGCUGCUGAUCCACGAGAGCUUGAUCAGCGAGAGGGAGCCGCUUUCUAAGGUGACGGCGACGGAUAUGAUCAUGAUGGCGGGGCUGGCGUCGGCGGAGAGGACGGAGGAGCAGUGGCGGGACCUCAUUGCGGCGGCGGGACUGCGGGUUGUCAAGAUUUGGAGGCCGGUGCAGGCGGUUGAGAGUGUCAUUGAGACGGAGUUGGUUUGA
Messenger RNA from Colletotrichum orchidophilum, 1179 nucleotides. Its product is annotated as O-methyltransferase. The coding region runs from base 1 to 1179 and encodes 392 amino acids. Lineage: Eukaryota; Fungi; Ascomycota; Sordariomycetes; Glomerellales; Glomerellaceae. The transcript has 2 exons. Gene Ontology annotation, molecular function: O-methyltransferase activity. The record is from RefSeq and is a predicted model, not a curated record.